This is a messenger RNA of Triticum turgidum subsp. durum (durum wheat), 2115 nucleotides long. Lineage: Eukaryota; Viridiplantae; Streptophyta; Magnoliopsida; Poales; Poaceae. The record is from the annotation of a GenBank genome assembly.
AUGGCGCUCCUCUUCUUCGACCUCAGCCUCCUCCCUUCCCCCAACUCCAACUCCCGCCUUCUCGCCGCCGCACGAGCCCUCGAGCUAGGCUACGCUGCCGUCGCCCUCGAUCACCCGCACCGCGGCCUACUCGCCGACGCCGACCGCUGCCACACCGCUCCCUUCCCCGCCUUGUCUUCCCUCCCGCUCCCCCCCUCUGCCUCCCUCCACCGGUCCCGCAAUGGAUCCCCUACCUCCGAGCCCUUCCGCCAGUACACGCGCAUCACCCUCUCCCUCGACUCCGCUGCCGCCGCCGCGUCCGCGCUUGCCCCCUCCGCCGCCCGCCUCCUCCGCACAUACGACAUCGUCGCGGCGCGCCCUCUCACCCAGGCCGCGCUCGACCACCUCUGCCAGUCCGCCACAGAGAUUGAUGUCAUCUCCAUCGACUUCUCUCACAAACUGCCAUUCCGUCUCAAGCUCCCAAUGAUCAAGCUUGCACUACAGAGGGGGAUACACUUUGAGAUUGCAUACUCUCCCCUCAUCGAUGAUGUCAAUUCAAGGAGACAAGUCCUGGCCGAAGCCAAGCUGUUGGUGGACUGGACUAAAGGAAAGAAUCUCAUCAUUUCAAGUGCUGCUCAUAAUGCUAAUGAAAUUAGAGGCCCCUAUGAUGUCAUAAAUUUAUGUGCAUUUUUGCUUGGUCUUUCUAUGGAGCGAGCCAAAGCUGCUAUGUCCGUAAACUGCAGGUUGCUUAUUUCCAAGGCUACGAGGAAGAAACAUUUCUACAAAGAGACAAUUCGAAUCGAUAGACUGUUACCAAAUGAGCAACUAAAUUCAACAAAGUAUAAGGUUGGUGACUGGAUUGGUUUGGAUCCUAUAUCUUUUAAAGGUGAUCGACAAACUUUGGAGACAAAUCUAGAACCUUCUCCCAACAAAGAUGAACUACCUGUUUCACCCACGAAUUUUCCCGCCAAAGUGUUGUGUCAAAAACGCCAUGAUGCUGAUGUGUCUCUCUUUGCCGACCGGUUAGAGCAGUCUACUGAUGAUAGUGAAAUUCCAGUUGAAACUCAAGAGGAAACCUUACAGGCUAACAGAAGCGAAGCUCACAGUGGCGCUGUUCACACCAUCAUGGUUAACCCUGAAAACAAUGAAAUUGUUAUGGCUGGCAGUAUGCAGGCUUGUGUUGCCUCUUCUGUUGACCAGAAAUGCAUUGAGGAGCAUGUUGAAUUUGUUGAGGAUGCAAUGGAAUUAGAUGCUACAGAAUUGUGCACAUUAAACCUCAUUUCAGGUGACGGUACUCCUUUAUCCUCCGAUGUUAAGUUACCAUGUUCUUCUCUUCCCCAGAGCAUGGAGCUUUUUGACACUAGUCUUGAGAACAAGGAUCCUGACCAACCUAGUAAAAUCGUAGAUCAUACUAAUACUUGUGCAAAUCAGGGGUAUAUCCGCACAUCUGGUGAUAGGGAGGAACAGGCACCUCUGGAUCAUGAAAUUGUUUCAUGUUCUGAUGUUUGCCUCGAGGGUAAGUGCCUGGACAAACCUGAUGAUGUUCCAGUUGACUCAAAGACUCACAGAGAUGCUGCGGAAUCAUUGGGGUGCUCAACUGGUGGGCGAGAUGAUGAGACGCCAUUAAAUCUUACAGUUCCAUUGAGUACUGAUUUAUGCGAAGACAUUGUACUGCCAGCUCAUCAAGUAGAGCAAAAUGUGGAUGAAGACAUCAAAAGUACUGACAGUUAUAAGGUCGAACCGGUUUACAGAAAUGCAAUAAGAAUGAUAUCAGUGGAAAAUACUCUCAGUGGUCAAGAGAUCAGUUCAGCUGCUGUUGUUUAUGAUAAGGGGUCCAGUGAUGAAACUCGGGAAAAUAAUGAAUUGGAAGAACAGAAUUUAAAGAAACCCAAUGCUUCAUUAGAGAAAGAUGUUGCUAAAAUAGAUGAGGGGCCACUAAAUUAUGAUUAUGCAGAUAAGGUGGAUAUAUCUACAGCUAGAUCAGAAAAGCGAAGACAAAAACUAUUGUUGCACGGCCCCUCGUAUAUUCCUUUCUUGGGCUUUCUUAAGCCUGUGUCUUUCAAGAAGAAAGUAUGCAAAGUAAGAGGCCUGGUCAAAUCUUUAUAUCAUAUCGUCUGCCUAAAAUGUGCUGGCUAA